AUGCGUCCCCUCACAGAAGAAGAGACCCAGACCCUCUUCAAGAAACUAGCCGAGUAUACGGGGUCUUCUUUGAAGAAUCUGAUCGCCCCCGUCGACAACUCCCCCAAAGCUGACCGCAUCGUGUUCAGACUAGUCCAAGGCCGCGUAUACGCUGUGAUGCUAUCUCUAGCAAAUUUGGCCACCUCUUUCUCUCGCGAUAAGAUACUAUCUCUUGGUACUUGCCUAGGGAAAUUCACAAAAUCGGGCAAGUUCCGCUUACAUAUAACGGCGCUCCAAAUCCUGGCUCCUCAUGCCAGGCAUAAGAUAUGGAUUCGACCGAACGGCGUAAUGCCCUUCCUCUACGGUGGCAACGUCGUCAAGGCCCACAUCGGCCGCUUCUCCGAGGACUGCCCGGAGCACCAGGGCGUCGUCGUCUAUAGCAUGGACGACGUGCCGCUCGGCUUUGGCGUCACCGCUCGCAGCACUGCCGAGUCUCGGCGGUUGGAUCCCACCGGUGUCGUGUGCUUCCGACAGGCCGAUAACGGAGAGUACCUGCGCGACGAAGAUAAUCUUUUCGCUUCCGGAUGA
Messenger RNA from Clonostachys byssicola, 567 nucleotides. NCBI's taxonomy places the organism in Eukaryota, Fungi, Ascomycota, Sordariomycetes, Hypocreales, Bionectriaceae. The record is from the annotation of a GenBank genome assembly.